AUGCCAUCAACACUCCGCAACAUCGUUUCGCUGCUUCCCCUCGUCCAGCUCGCUGCUGCUCAGACAGGAGCCUUCAACAUCGUCACAUUCAACGUUGCCGGUCUGCCGCCGAUCCUCAACGGCAACGACAUCCCUGGAGACAAGGAUACCAACACGGCACGUAUCGGUCAGCUGUUGACACAGUACGGCAUCGACCUCGUCCACGUACAGGAGGACUUCAACUUCCAUGCCACACUGUACGCCAACGACAAGCAUCCGCACAGGACUCCGACAAGUGGAGGUGUGCCCUUCGGCAGCGGAUUGAACACGUUGAGCAACUUCCCAUAUACCGACUUUGAGAGGAUCAAGUGGGACGAAUGCAGCAACAAUGAGAGCCAGGACUGCCUGACGCCGAAAGGCUUCACAGCCAUGCGAGUCAAGUUUGCUGACGGCGUCUGGGUCGAUGCUUACAACCUGCACGCAGAUGCUGGCACCUCUGCGGCGGAUCUGAAGGCCAGGGCUUCCAACCUGCGCCAGGUAUCCGACUACAUCAAGACCAACUCGGCGGGCAACCCCGUCCUCGUGUUUGGUGAUUCAAACACUCGCUACACCCGCGCUGGCGAUACCCCAGGCAUCUUUGGCACCGAGAACGGCAUGAAGGAUCCGUGGAUCGAACUCGUCAUGAAGACGGCCCCAGCCGCUGGCAAGGAUGCUCUGCUCUGCGACAACCCGUCGCCCAACAACACGUGCGAGAUUGUCGACAAGGUGUGGUACCGCGGCUCGUCUGCGGUCAGCCUGCAGGCCACGACGUUCGAGUACGCAGGCGACAUGUUCCUACAGACGGACGGCAACGUCCUCAGCGACCACGACCCCGUGCUCGUCGACUUCACGUGGUCGCUGCAGGGCAAGCUGCAGGUCGGCGACGCGUUCGGCGGCGAGUUCGGGACGUGGUUCAACGACCUGGACGCGGUGAGCAAAGCAUCGGAUGGCAAGGUGGCCUCGGUGACGCUGCGCGGUGCGGAACGCGUCGACGCCAUCAGCAUGAGCCUAGGAUCCGGCGAGACGCUGACGCACGGCGGCACGGGCGGGACGGCGUCGACGCUGACGCUGAACGCGGGCGAGACGCUGACGGGCGCGACACUGUGCCAGGGCACCAAGAGCGGCAAGGUGCGCAUCUUCUACGCGCAGCUGCGGACCAGCGCGGGCCGCAACGUGAGCACGGGCACCAAGACGAGCGACUGCGUCGACAAGACUGCUGCGAGCGGACAGAGCUUCGUUGGCUUCCUGGGUCGUGCGGGCGACGAGCUGGACAAGCUGGGCUUCAUCAGCACCAAGGCGUGA
Molecule: messenger RNA, 1320 nt
Organism: Didymella exigua CBS 183.55
Lineage: Eukaryota; Fungi; Ascomycota; Dothideomycetes; Pleosporales; Didymellaceae
Exons: 3
Coding region: 1-1320 (439 amino acids)
Cellular component (GO): cytoplasm
Molecular function (GO): sphingomyelin phosphodiesterase activity
Source: RefSeq, a predicted model, not a curated record